CUCUCGGUGUCCCGCCAUGCUGUGUCGGAGUUCCUACGAAGGACAGGCCUGCCUGUGCCCGUUGUGAACACCAUCUCCGAUAACACAGUCGCUACACGCGUUCGCGCUAUUAUCGCAGACUGGGACUUCGGUGGCAUCUCCACCGACCGUGUCCGCCGCCACACCGCCACAGGAAUUGGCAUGGCGACGACGACGUUUGGCCACAACCACCCCGACACCCAGGUGCACAUCGCGCUCUUCACAACCCUGGGCCUGUGCGUCGACGACCUCGAGGUCGACUCGGCCGCACUCGCUGAGUUUGUCGAUCGACUCCAGACGGGCAGGGCACAAUUGCAUCCUGUGCUCGAGCUGCUCGCCGACGCUGUGCGCCGAAUGCCCGAGUUCUUCCACCCGUACGCGGCAACGGCAAUCCUGAUCGGGACCGUGCACCAUAUCAAUUGCACGCUGUUCGAGAAGCAGACAGACAGUGCACCGCUCCAUCCCGUGGCCUUGCCGUAUGUCUUGUACAAGCGCGCGAGAAACAGUGCCGGCGAGGUCUAUUCGGCGUUUGUCUGGGACAAGUUCAACUUCCCAGACAUAUCGGCGCAUAUCCAGGUCACCCCGGAGACGAUGACCUACCUGGAUUAUGCCAAUGACAUCCUGUCGUUCUACAAGGAAGAGAUGGCCGGCGAGCGGCACAACUUCGUGCACGAUCGUGCGCGUGUCAUGGGAAAGGACGUAAAGACGGUGCUGUCGGACAUCCUGGACGAGGUUGUCGGUGCUGUCGAGCGCGCCAGGAAGAUCCUGCAAGGUGAGAAGGAGCGUGAGACGUGGGAGAAGUUCCUGGCGGGCUACGUUGCGUAUCACUUCCUCUCGCCGCGCUACGAGCUUGAGCAGCUCACCGAUGCCGCCGCAGCGUGAGCAGCUGCUGGUCAUCUCGAAGUGCUGUCAGCUCGAUAUUCAUAGAUUUUCUGACGCGACCUCCUCUUGUGGAUCCUAGACAUGUAUACAGUCUGGAAUAUGCAUCCUACCUUGAUACGCCG
Molecule: messenger RNA, 1022 nt
Organism: Phanerochaete carnosa HHB-10118-sp
Lineage: Eukaryota; Fungi; Basidiomycota; Agaricomycetes; Polyporales; Phanerochaetaceae
Exons: 3
Coding region: 181-900 (239 amino acids)
Molecular function (GO): carbon-oxygen lyase activity, acting on phosphates
Source: RefSeq, a predicted model, not a curated record